This is a messenger RNA of Drosophila elegans, 1546 nucleotides long. RefSeq lists its product as uncharacterized. NCBI's taxonomy places the organism in Eukaryota, Metazoa, Arthropoda, Insecta, Diptera, Drosophilidae. The coding region runs from base 58 to 1197 and encodes 379 amino acids. The transcript is spliced from 4 exons. The record is from RefSeq and is a predicted model, not a curated record.
UUUACAAAAAAAAAAAAGUAUAAUAAUUUCGAAUCAUAUAAAUCAACUUUCAACUUAAUGGAAGGCUUGGUAUUGGAGUUCACGGUGGACAGGGAUCAGCACUAUCGUUUCAUCCACGAUUCGCGAGAGCUGUCCUCUGCGAUCCAGCGGCAGUUGUUCGACGACGACGCCGUAUUUAAUGGCCUCCUGGGGCAACUCCACAAGACGGCCGCCUAUGUGAGCAACAUGAACCUGGACAUGCCGCUGAACUUUGACAUCUUUCUGCCCAUCCGCCUGCCGAUGGUCGUGGUGCCCAGCUACGAUGAGAAGAGACGCAGUGUGGAGUUCUCCAGGCCCAAUGCCCAGCACCCGUUCUUCUUCGGGAAUGCGGUGAAUGCCAAAAGCAUGAACCUGCUGCUCAAGCAGGAGCUGCAAAGGGCCAUAGCCAAGCUCGGUUGUGUGGGCUCCUGCUCCGGACUGGUCUACGAUCUCAAGUACUCGGUGUGGAGCCUCGACCGGGUGCCCUUUGUCCACAAAAUCGUGGCCAUGGAGCGCGGCAGCAACGGGCGCCGCUUGAUUCGCUUCGAUUUCGUCCUGGCCCUGGAAUUCCAGGGGGCAGAGAUGAUUCUGCCCCCUUAUUUCAAGGCACCCGUCGCUCACCGCUGGCUUGCCUAUGGCCUGAUGGCCCAGGAUGGCGAUGCCCAUCCGGCGGACUGGGCCAUACUGGUGCCCAAGUGGCAGGACUCGAACCCGGGCGCCUGCAUGAUUGCCCUGAACUGCCUAAUCAUGCUGUUCCGUCUGCUGAGCGCCCAGCAGUGCUUCUGCUUCGCCCAGCCCGCCUCCUUAAAGUUCGCCUUCGUCUUGGCCACCGAGGAGCGCUGCAACGACUUCAAGCGCUUGACAGUCGCCGAAUUGGUUUUUGAGAUCCUCUACAAACAGGUGUUCUGCAACUUCAACGAGGCGGUGUACAAGCGCGUCAAGGGCGACAAGGCCACCAGGAGCAGUCGGCUGAUGGCCAUCCGGAAGCAGCAGUUGCGGGCCCGGGGCGUAUACGCAAUGCUGGAGGAUGCCGUGAUCCGUAACUCGAUCACCAGCGAUCUUGUUAACGCCUUUUUCUGCUACAUCAACGUCUUGCCGACGCCGGAUCGCAUCUACCACUCGCUGGUCGAGGUCCGCAGUACCGAUUGUCCUUUAAAGAGGAAGAGGAGCAGCACUUAAGGUCCUAAUCCUGCCAAGUUAAAUUGACCAAAACGAUGGGGGACCACAUGGGGGGGUUGAGUUGGUGUGCUACCACUUUUGGAUAGGUGGCAAACAACCCCAAGGGACUGGCUUCCCUUGUUGAUUUUUGAAAUUCGAGCACUACUCUAAAUUGGUCGAGCAGUUGGUGGGUAUCCCCCAGCACCAUGCCAUCGUCUUAGUGUCAAAUCUCGGUAAUUGUGCAACUUUAAUGCCAAAAAAUAAGUGGAAAUGUCGGAGAAGAGCUUACACAGAUACAAAACACACACAAGCGGUACACGGGAAAACACCGACAGAGACAAAAGUUAAUAAAAGCCAACUAAAAACUAAA